Messenger RNA from Ananas comosus (pineapple), 1410 nucleotides. Its product is annotated as ADP-ribosylation factor GTPase-activating protein AGD12-like. The transcript is spliced from 9 exons. The coding region runs from base 180 to 1160 and encodes 326 amino acids. The record is from RefSeq and is a predicted model, not a curated record. Gene Ontology annotation, molecular function: phospholipid binding; GTPase activator activity. Lineage: Eukaryota; Viridiplantae; Streptophyta; Magnoliopsida; Poales; Bromeliaceae.
ACAUUUUUUUUUUAAAAAAAAACGCCUUUUCCGAAGAUCGGAUCAAAUCAUUCGAAAAAAAAAAAAAAAAAUCGCAUCUUUCUCCCAAAUCCGAUACGAUAAAUUUCUCGAACAAAAUCCCAGUAAUCUUGUUAGCAGGCUCAGCUGACGUAAACCGAUCGAGUUUUGUGAAAGCCAAGAUGAGUAGUUUCAAAUACGACGAGGAGAAGCCGUCGUCAGGCAAGAAAAAGCUGAAGGAAUUAUUGCUUAAAAGCGAUAACCGCAUUUGUGCAGAUUGCAGCGCCCCAGAUCCUAAAUGGGCGUCGGCAAACAUAGGGGUAUUCAUAUGCUUAAAAUGCAGCGGCGUGCACAGGAGUCUUGGUACGCAUAUAUCGAAGGUUCUUUCGGUGACAUUAGAUGAAUGGACGGACGAUGAGAUCGACGCUAUGGUAGAAGUCGGAGGAAACUCUUAUGCUAAUGCAAUAUACGAGGCGUUUCUUCCACAAGGAUGUUCCAAACCUAAUCCGGAUUCGUCUCAUGAGGAAAGAGCGAGUUUCAUCAGGUCGAAGUAUGAGUUACAGGAAUUUCUCAAACCAAGUCUACGGAUCGUUUCUUCAAAAAGCUCUUUCCAGUCUUGCGAUUCUGGAAAAGUCAGCUGCUCUGGCUCGGACAGUUUCAAGAGUUCAGCGGGCAUGAUUGAGUUCAUCGGCAUACUAAAGGUCAAAGUCAUAAAAGGAACAAAUCUAGCCAUCAGAGAUAUGCUAAGUAGCGAUCCUUACGUCGUCUUGACCAUUGGGCAACAGAGAGCGCAAACUGCUGUUAUCAAAAGCAAUUUGAACCCUAUCUGGAAUGAGGAGCUCAAGUUAUCUGUUCCUCGAGAAUAUGGGCCUCUGCAACUGCAAGUAUUCGACCACGACAUGCUCUCCGCCGACGACAUAAUGGGGGAGGCCGAAGUCGACCUCCAACCGAUGAUAACCGCCGCGAUGGCGUUCGGCGACCCCGACCUGCUUGCCGACAUGCCGAUCGGGAAGUGGCUCAAGUCGCAUGACAACGCGCUCCUCAAAGACAGCACGAUCAACAUCGUCGACGGCAAGAUCAAGCAAGAGGUGUCACUCAAGCUACAAAACGUCGAGUCCGGCGAAAUAGACUUGGAGUUGGAGUGGAUUCCUCUCAACCAGUAAAUUUAGCUCCGAAAUUUCCUCGGCUUAUCGUCGCGAUUCGCCGAAAGAAGUUUCCUUCUCUUCGAAAUUUUCGCUUCUUUUUUUCUCUUUUUUUUGUAUGUGUGUAUGUGUGAUUUGUUUUGAAGAACAUGAGUGCAGUGUAUCAGCAUUUUUCGCGGUAAAUUGUGUUGUAGUCCUUCGACUUUUUAAGAUUCGCAACUUGGUCUCAUUUUGAAUUUGGAGUAAAUCAAGGGUGAAAAGUGGAGUUUCA